AUGGGUGUCCAAGGACUAUGGCAGCUGCUACAACCAGUCGCACGGCCUAUCAAGAUCGAGACGCUCGAAGGCAAGCGUCUAGCUAUCGACUCGUCACUAUGGCUCUACCACUUCCAGAUGGCAAUGCGCGACAAAGAGGGGCGCACCCUCUCAAAUGCGCACAUACUCGGUUUCCUCUGGCGUAUCCUCAAGCUGCUGUUCCACGGUGUCCGUCCUGUCUUUGUCUUUGAUGGCGGCGCUCCCGUCAUGAAGCGCAAGACGCUCUCGGGGCGAAAGGCGAGAAAGCAAGGCGCAAAGGAGUCGCAUGCGCGCACAGCUGAAAAGCUUCUCGCAGCGCAGAUGAGGCAAGCUGCCGUCAAACACGUUGCCGACGGCCAGGGCCAGGCGUCUUCGUCAACAGCUCGAAACGGCUCUGCUUCCGAAGAUGCUGCCGGUCUGGGCGAGAACACGGUCUACUUUGACGAUCUCCAGGCUGGCAACCCCAGGGCGCUCGCCUCUCGCGACCUACAACCGGCAGACCCCACCAAUUCAGCUGGACCGAGUAGAGAGGGCAGUGGAUCACCGACCAAGUCAGGCGGACGCAAGAUCGACUGGCACAAGGACCCAUAUGCGUUGCCUGCCAUGGAGAAGGAUCUCCACUCCGUCUCGGCCGCCAACGGUCGUAAGGGCAGGAAGAAGGACUAUCGCUUUGCGACCGAAGACGAGCUUCGAGCGGUCAUGAACACCAUCGCCCCGGAAGACCUCGACACCACCUCAGAUCUCUUCCUCAGCCUGCCUGCCGAGCUGCAAUACGAGCUUGUAGGUGAUCUGCGUGCCCAAUCGCGCAUGACAUCCUACAAGCGUUUGCAAUCUAUGCUCGCAACAGCGCCCACCCCUAUCGACUUCUCACGCGCCCAGAUUGCCGGUCUCAAGACUCGCAAUGACCUGACGCAGAAGGUCCUCACUGUCACGGACGAGAUCGGCAAAGCAAACAUCAAGGUGCCGAUCCGCGUAGCGGGCGAGCGAAACAAGGAGUAUGUAUUGGUACGCAAUCCCGGAGCAGAGGGAGGAUUCGUCCUCGGAGUACGCGAUGCCGGCACAACCCAGGAGAAGGCCAUCGACGUCGACCACGAGCAUGAGGAGAUCAACAUCACCGACGACGAGGCACAACGCACCGACUCGGAUCCCGAGAUGGAAAUGGACGAUGUCGAGAUUCCCCAGUCAGCCUCGCCUUCGCGUUCGGCGAGUCGAACUGUCGAUCCUGAGCUCGACGAACUGCAGAAGGAGGCGAACCCUUACACGCGCAAGGAAAAGGCACUCGAGCUACUUCAAGCGCGAGCCAAGUUCCAUGCCAAGCAGAAACGCAGGGAGGCAGGUCUGCACGACGAUGACGAGGAUGAACUGGAACGUGCUCGUCGGCCUCGACGCAAACGUGGGGAGCGACCUCUUUUCAUUCGCAACCAACGAUCGUCUACUGCCGACUCAGGCAAGUCUGCACAACAGUCCGAUUGGAUCGAUGUCGAUGCUGACGCGGAUGAUGAAGGCGACGCGUUUCGGAUGAUGCAAGACGUCGAAGACGAGCUGGAGGAGGACGAGACGGAAGACCUGGCUCGAGCCAUCGCCGACUCUCAAGCUGGCAGUCGCAGCACCGUAGUGCCAGAAGCAGGCGAGGCCGAUGUCGAAAUGGACGAGGACGACUUUGAGGACGUGCAGCCAGAAGCGCCGUCCACCUUGCGCGAGGUUCAGCCGGUCGUCGUGCCUCUUCCCAGGGUGGAGACAGACGAUAUUUCUGCCGAGAAGCCGGAUCGCAUGCAGGAGCUGGCGGCGCUCGUUGGGCGCAGGAAAGGAGGUGACGUGGCGAGAGCACCUCCUCCGCCUCGCAAGAGUCUCGCUGGAAGCCUGCGUGCUGCUCGUCGAUCGACGUCGACCACCAACCUGCUCGAGAAGCCCGAGGCGUUGCCCUCACCAGAGGCAGCUCCGAAGCAGAGCGAAGAGGUAGUGGUCGCUGUCCCAAUUGUGGAGACGCCUCCGCGCCCGUCGCCAGCAAAUGCUCGCCGCAUGGGUCCACCCCUGAGAUCGGCCUCGCAGCAACGACUCGAGGUGGCAGCUCCUCGUCCCAAAUCUGCAACGCCAGCAAACUCUGCAAACUCUGCAAACUCUGCAACGCCAGCAGCAGCACCGUCGGCGCAGCAAGAAGACCUGCCUCCUACGCCCGAGGAGGUCAAUCGCCAGAUCGCCGAUGGUCUCGAUGCGAAGAAGGCCGACAGCGUUGAUGCUUUCGAGCUGGUCGAGGCUCCUUCCAUGCGAAAGGACGUCGAAGCUGAACAGAUCGCCACGGUGCCUGUCCUCGAAGAGCCAGAGGAGACCGGUGUACCGGUGUCUCUGGCAGCUCCAGAAGACGCAGCUCAAGGAGUGCAAGGUCCAGGCGUCACAGAGAACGGUGCGGACCCUGACGCCGUGGCCUUGGACAACAUCCCAUCAGCCGCAGCAGAGCACAUCUCCGAGCCUACUCCCAUCGACGUCCCACCAGCAGAGAUCCAAUCAGCGCCGGCGAGCAGGCAGCAAACGCCUCUGGAGUGGUCCCCCACACCCUCUCCCUCACCCGAACCAGUCGUCAUCGGCGCAGACGGCUUCCCCCUCCCCACCGCCGAAGAACUCGACGCGCUCGACACGGACGACGAAGACGCCAUCGCCCGCCUCAACGCCGAUUCGAACGAAUUCGUCGCCUUCCUCAGCGCCACCAAAGGGCGCAGUCUGCUCGACGUCCAGAAAGAAGUCGAGAGCGAAGUCAAUGCUCUCCGUGCCGAGUUUGCCAACAGUCGCCGUUCGGAGGAGGACAUCACCAAACAGAUGGCGCAGGAGAUCCAGAUGAUGCUUCGACUCUUUGGAUUACCCUACAUUACGGCGCCGAUGGAGGCCGAAGCGCAAUGUGCCGAGCUCGUCUCGCGCAGGCUUGUCGACGGGAUCAUCACGGACGAUAGCGAUGUGUUCCUCUUCGGUGGCACGCGCAUCUACAAAAACAUGUUCAACAACAACAAGAUCGUCGAGUGCUUCCUGCUAUCGGAUAUGCAGCGAGAACUCGGAUUGGAUCGCGAGAAGCUGGUACGGCUGGCGUACUACUUGGGAAGCGACUAUACGGAGGGUCUGGCGGGAGUGGGACCGGUGGUGGCGAUGGAGCUGCUGGCGUUGUUCAGCGGCGAGGAUGGAUUGCUCAAAUUUCGCGAUUGGUGGAUGCGCGUCCAGACGGGCAAGGAUACGGAAGAGCAUACACGGGGAAAGACGAUGAGGCGGAUCAAGAAGAAUCUACGGAACAAGGUGCACUUGGAGCCGAGUUGGCCCGAGCCCGCGGUGUUGGAGGCGUACUAUGCGCCGACGGUGGAUGAGAGCGAUGAGCCGUUCGCAUGGGGUCUGCCGGAUCUGGACAGUUUGAGGACGUUCCUUGGCGAAUACCUUCAUUGGCCAGUGACAAAGACGGACCAGUACCUGCUCCCCAUCAUCGAAAGGCAGAACGCGCGCAACCGCGCACGCGGCAAUCAGACGACAUUGGAUCGCAAUGGGUUCUUCGACACUUCGGCUGGCACAGGCAUCUACGCGGGCAGGAAGAAGGUUACGUACGGCAGCAAUCGAUUGCAGGAGGUCAUCAACGGGUUCAGGGCGGCGAACAAGCGUGGGGGUGCCACCAGUGCGAGGAAGGGCAACGACGAGAGCAGUAGUAGCGAUGACGAUGAGGUGCAGGUGGUCGGCGCGAGGAUGCAGACGCCCAUGGUGUCCGAGGAGAUGCUGGGCAAGGAGAUGGCCAAGAGACGACCGAUUGUUCGACGCGACGAUGCGGGACCUGGAGUCGAAGCCUCUGAGGAGGAUGGAGCAGCGAGACGAGCCGAGCUGGAUGCGGCGAUCGAGGCUCUCGAAGGUGCGCCUCCUGGCGAAACGGACAGCGCUGCAGCCACGACGGCGUCGAAACGCAAGAAGAAGCCUGCCAAGCCGAGGAAGGCUCGCGGUGGCGCCAAAGCGACCAACAACGAGGAAGCUCUUCUGUCAUCCUCAGCCUCGUCCAGCUCGGAGGACGAGCCUCUCGCCGUGCCUCCUCCAGCGGCCAAGACCGCGCGAACCACUCGAGGUGGGCGAGGACGCGGGCGUGGCGCAGCGCGUGGCACCACGACCACCACUCGAGGCCGUGGCCGCGGUACUCACACUGGCAAAGGCAGUGGAGCUCGCGCCAACCUGCACGCAGCCCGCAACAUGUCGUUGGACGACAUCGACUCGUUGCCACCGAGCAGGAGUCCGAGCGUGGACCCGGCGACGCUGCGUGCGAGGAGCGUGCGCCGAUCCAGCAGUGUGAGUUCGCGUUCGUCGAUUGCGUAG
Molecule: messenger RNA, 4341 nt
Organism: Kalmanozyma brasiliensis GHG001
Lineage: Eukaryota; Fungi; Basidiomycota; Ustilaginomycetes; Ustilaginales
Product: XPG N-terminal
Exons: 1
Coding region: 1-4341 (1446 amino acids)
Biological process (GO): nucleotide-excision repair
Cellular component (GO): nucleus
Molecular function (GO): DNA endonuclease activity; single-stranded DNA binding
Source: RefSeq, a predicted model, not a curated record